Molecule: messenger RNA, 937 nt
Organism: Marmota monax (woodchuck)
Lineage: Eukaryota; Metazoa; Chordata; Mammalia; Rodentia; Sciuridae
Product: C-type lectin domain family 4 member A
Exons: 7
Coding region: 1-918 (305 amino acids)
Source: RefSeq, a predicted model, not a curated record
AUGGCAAGGAGGGCUUCUACAUAUGGAGGUAACCUUGUGUGCAUUGCUAAGAGCUUCAAGGAGCAGAGCAAAGAGGGUUUUUCUAUGAAGGGCCAGCUCAACACAGGAUUUCAGAACCUCAGCAAGUUAUGUUCAGUAUGUUUAAAGGCUAUUACUCACACUGUGCUGGUCUUGGGGAUUGCACUUCUGUGGACCAAGUGGCUUCAUAUGUUUUUUAAUUCUUGCAUGAUACCUCUCAGUGUUUUAUUUCAAAAAUAUUCUCAGAUUCUUGAAGAAAAGAAGUAUCCAAAUUCUACAAAAGAACCAAUCCACCCAGAAUUAAAGUGUUCAAGACACUAUUCAAUCAUGAAAGGAAAAGUCUGGAGCUGUUGCCCAAAGAAUUGGAAGUCAUUUAGUUCCAGUUGCUACUUUAUUUCUACUGAUGCAAAAUCUUGGAAUAAGAGUGAGGAGAACUGCUCUAGAAUGAAGGCUCAUUUGCUAGUGAUCAACAGCAAGGAAGAGCAGGAUUUUAUUAUUGCAAAUCUGCAAAUAGAUGCGGUUUAUGAUGUGGGUCUGUCAGAUCCAGAGUGUCAGAGACAUUGGCAAUGGGUCCACGGAACACCUUACAAUCCAAGUGCCAUAUUCUGGCAUCUAGGUAGGCCCAGUCAGAGCCAAGAGCUAACUUUCUAUCAAAAUACAGGAUGGGACUUGAAUGAUGUGGUUUGUCAGCAUGAUUCUAGAUUAUGGUCGCCAUUACAAGAUGACGCUGGCUCCACUGUGGUCUGUGACAAACAACUUCUUAUCUGGGAAAGUUGGCACAUGAUUUUUCAUCACCCUGUGAGAAAGCUCCAUGCGGCAGCUUUGCAUUGGGGCUUGGGAUGCUUUAUUAAGGCUGGGAGGGGCAUCAGAGAGAGGGAAGAAGAAAUAUCCAGGGCCUGAAUAAACUGUUGAAAGAAGA